GCCGCAUAUGUUUUGUUGUGGAAAGGGGUUGGGCUGCAAAGGUUCGCUUACGGGAUUUCUACAGCAUUUAGGGCCUGUUACACCACCCUAUAGGAUUUAAACCGAAUUUUCUAUCCAGUUUACCGUAUUUUCUGGAUAACUGCAUCAGACUGACGCAUUGACAACGCAACACUGUAUCUGCUUAGUAUCAUCUAUUCGAGAUAGUCCACGCCAGGUUGUGACAACGUUCAGAAAUGUCUUAUACCCGCACAACACGCACAACACGCACCUUUGGCCCUGGAGGCAGUAAGACGGAGACCCACACCACCUCUUACGGAGGAGGGGAAUCUGGAGGUCAUGAUCAUAGUUUUGGGGAUGACGGCGGUCAGAGUGGUGGCUACACUCGCCGGGUGGUCUAUUCCACUGAUGGGCAUGGUGACCCACAUCACCAAGGUGGUAACCCACAUCAUCACCAAGCUGGGGGACACCAGCAGCAGCGUCGCGGUCCUCAGCCUAUCAGGACAUCUAUGACUAAACCAAGAGCAAGAGUCGCACCAUCACCAUCCGCCUUCGCUCAGCGAGGCUGGACCGGUCUCCAAAACUACGAUGAGAUCAUCGCAAAAUGUCGGCAGACAGGAGAGCAGUGGGAGGAUAGUGAGUUUCCCGCCGAUGACCUGACGCUCUUCUAUAGUUGUGCACCACCAAAGAAGUUCGACUGGAAGAGACCGUCUGAAAUUGUUCCCCCUAAUAUGAAACCAGAGCUGUUCGUUGGCGGAGCAAGUCGUUUUGAUGUGCAGCAGGGUAUCCUUGGUGAUUGCUGGCUGCUGGCCGCCGUAGCGUCGCUCUCUCUCCAUAAAGAGCUCCUCCACCAGGUGAUUCCUCCGCACCAGGACUUCAGUACCGGUUGCAUCCGCUUCCGUUUCUGGCAGUACGGACAUUGGGUCGAUGUCCUUGUUGAUGAUAGGUUGCCAACAUUCAAUGGUCGCCUCAUCUACAUGCACUCAGCUGACUGCAAUGAAUUCUGGAGCGCCCUCCUUGAGAAGGCUUAUGCCAAGUUGACUGGUUGUUUUGAGAACCUGAAGGGUGGUCAGACCAGUGAGGCUAUGGAGGAUUUCACCGGUGGUGUGACUGAAAUAUUCAACCUGAGGGACAAGACUCCGGCGAAUAUGUUCAGCAUCAUGAAGAAGGCUGAUGAGAGGUGCUCUCUUAUGGGAUGCUCAAUUGAUACACCACCUGGUGGUGCGAUCGAGGGCAAACUUGAUAAUGGCCUGAUCAUGGGUCAUGCCUACAGUUUGACAGGUGUCCGUGAUGUCAAGACAAGGAAAUAUGGUCAGGUGCAGCUUGUGCGUGUCCGCAACCCCUGGGGAAACUCGGCGGAAUGGCUUGGCCCUUGGAGUGACAACUCAAAUGAGUUGAAGAAUUUGACUGCAUCUGAGACGAAGACAUUGGACAUCUCAAAAGACGAUGACGGUGAAUUCUGGAUGUCUUUCCAGGACUUUAUCACGCAGUACAGCAAGCUGGAGAUCUGUAACCUUGGUCCUGACAGCAUGUCUGGAGAGCAGGGCUCCCUCAGUGGCAAGAGCAAGCGCCGAUGGGAAGCCUGUGUGGAAAGCAAGGCCUGGGUUAAGAGGGCUACGGCUGGCGGCUGCCGCAACAAUAUAGACACGUUCCACACCAACCCUCAGAUCCACGUCAAGGUGGUUGAUGCCGACGAGGACGAUGAUGAAGAAAUGGGAACAAUCAUUGUGGGUUUGAUGCAGAAGAACAUGAGGAAGAAACGUAGUGAGGGUGGAGACGUACAUACCAUUGGUUAUGCAAUCUAUAAGGUAACUGAUAGCGAGGCUGCAGCACCCCUUGAUCAACAUUUCUUCAAGACGCAUGCUUCCUUUGCCAAAUCCUACACGUUCGUCAACAUGCGUGAGAUCUGUGGCCGUCACAAGCUCCCCCCAGGCAACUAUGUCAUCAUCCCAUCAACCUUCGACAAGGACAAGCCAGCAGAGUUUAUCCUUCGUAUCUUCUCUGAAAAGCCGAAUGAAUCAGCACAUUUGGAUGAGGAAUGUGGAAUGACGGAUGUCCAGCCGGGUGGAGAUGGCGUAAGUUCUGAGCGUAAACCCAAGACGCACGAGGAGCUGCAGCAGGAGCAGGUCCUGAAGGAGCUGUUCAACAAGGUUGCUGGGUAUGAUGAGGCAGUCGAUGCGUACGAACUGAGGAACAUCCUCAAUACUGCCUACAAGAAAGAAUUCAACUUUGGCGGAUUCAGUGUGGAGUGCUGCAGGAGUAUGGUUGCCCUCAUGGAUGUUGAUGAGUCUGGCACCCUGGGCUGUGAGGAAUUCAUCACCCUCUGGGACUACCUGAAAUUGUGGAAGACUGCUUUCAAGCAAUUUGAUAAAGAUAAGAGUGGAAACCUCAGCUCAUCUGAACUUCGUCCCUGCCUGAGGAAUAUUGGUUACACUAUCAGCAAUGACUGCUUGACCUCGGUUAUCUUGAGAUACUCCAAGAAAGACGCCUCCAUUGAGUUCGAUGACUACGUUCUGCUCUGCUGCAGGUUGAGGACAACAUUUGAAACUAUCCAUGCUAUGAUGAACAAACAUACUGGUCAGCUGGACUUCAACAAGGACCUGUUCAUCAAGACCUGUAUCUACUUGUAAACAGCAGUUGACAAAACGCCUGUCUUUACUGGUGAUGGAAUGGAGAUGCUACAGCAGGGGUACGGAUGCAAUUCGAGAAAGUCAUUGGACAUUAGACUUUAUGACGUCACAUUGUCACAAUAUAUUUUGUAGCAUUAUAGUUCUUCCUUUGAUAAGUAGACAGUAUUAUCUCAUUCUUGGGCUCUGGUGUUGGAGAAAUGAAACUGGCUUUCUGAGAGGAGUGUUUAAUGGGAUACAGAGAACUGUAAGAGGUCACUUUAAACAGCGCAGGAACAACUCAUAUAAUGUACAUGUACUUGUAUUUUUCAAGGUAAUUGAGAUGAUGGCCGGAGUUACCUUUUCCCCAAUAUCCUGGAGGAUAAAGUUGUCAAAAUGUUGUCAACUGUUGUGCCCAAUUGUGACAACGUCACGUCAUAAAUCAAGCCACUAUAGAAAUCACUUUCUUACAGGUGACAAGUCCUCUUUUGUUCAACUCAAGUAUAUGCUAGAUAAUCAUAUAUAUCACACGUAGUUUCUGUAAGGGUAGGUUAAGGGAUACUCCACUUUGCCAGGCACGCCUUGUGUUAUAAGGAAAUUCUUAUAUAUGCAUGUCUUGUUUAUGAAGAUCUACGUAAAUUGCUGUGUUUAUAUUAGCUGCUGUCAUGUCAUGUUCUUGUUCAUGGGUGAUUUAACCCUUUGACACCAAAAGGCAUCAUAAUUAUGUUAUAAACAUCAGAAAAUGCCAAAAGUUCAAAUACGUAAUUUCGAUUGCCUUGACUGCUGAGGAUGUCUUGAAGUAUGAAUACUGUAAAAAUCUUUGUGUCUGUUUUUGCAAUUCACGUAAACCUCCUUAAAAAUAGCAUUUUUAAUUUUGGCUGAUUCAGAAAUUUCUCUUGGUUUUUCGCAAGUUUUACUGAAAAAAAGUUUUUCGUGAAAAUAAAACACUUGAAAAAAAUUCGUGUUUUACAGUAGCUGUUUUGUUUGUUUUUGGUGUUGAAGGUAAACAUGUGUAUAGGCCCACAUAAUAUGUAGCAUAUUGCUGUUUCAUUAUCAAGAAACUUCAUGUUUAAAAUAGUUGUUAGACUUUGUUGAAAUGAUAUUGUAGUCGAAAUGUAGUUGAUGCCUAGCGUCCUGUAACCGAUAGUUAGAUCUGAUGUUAUGUUUAUAGCAGUGUUUGAAUGUAUUUUAGUACGAAAAACCAGACUUACAAUGUAAGUAUAUGUCAAAAGAAGAGUUAUUUUAAUCUUGAUAUGAAAUAUGUUUUAGCUCUCUUGGAUGAUUUGUUACAAUAUCUUUGCGAUUUAACAACAUUUUACCGCACACUUUAGGAAGAAAUCCAUGAGAAUACGCAUGAUCAUCAUGAUCUUGCCGUGGAAGCAAAUUUUUCUUUUUGUUUUCUUUGCCUUAUCUAGAUCAUCAUGUUGUAAUCAGUUUUGAAUCAACCAGUUAAUAUUAGGGUUGAGUUUGCUUUCGUUUUGGUCACUUUCCACUCAUAUCAACCAUGUAACCUGGAGUCUUUCUAUUACAUUAACCACAGCUUUGGUUUAUUGGUAUGUCACUUCUGUCGAUUUCAUAUUGGGGAAAUUGAAGAGAUUUGACUUCCCUUUCCAGAGCAUUUAAUGCAGUGGGGCCCUUCAAAACAUAACAGUGAUUGAUUUGCUGGUUGAUCCGUAGGAGUCGAUCAUCACAUUUUAUAGUGUUAAAAAACUGGAAGUUGGGCUGUUAAGAAAGGUCCCUCUGUAUUUCUAAUCAAAGCCAUUCUGUAUUAUAAGCAUUAUUCUUGCUGGUGCUAACUAACCGCUGUAUACCUGAUAAAGACCCAGUGAUAACAUCAUGUCAAACAUUACAUAUAAGAUUAAAGAUAUUCAGUUUUCCUUCAUUAAUGAGAGUAUUUGGUCCAUGGUCCAUGCAGACAGAGACUCUGGUUUGUUUUAUUGAUUUAUUAUAAUAAUAAUAUUGAGUUCUUACAUAGCGCUUUUCAAGGUUUCCCUGCUCAAAGUGCUUUUGGGAUAUCAUAUUAUUAUUCAAACAUAUCAUUAGAAAAUGUUAUUAAGAAAAUAACAUGAAAACUUAGAAAAUGUCUCCGCUGUCAAAACCAGUUUGUCUUAGUAUAUUCAGCUUCUAAAAUAGGCCACCUGCCUUCGACAUCAUAAAUGGCACGAUGCACUUCGUACUUAAAAACCUAUGGCAGCUAAGAUCGCCUGUUGGACCAUUACAGAAAUUAAUUCAAGAAAAGGACAGAAUGCUGUCAUAUCAUUUGUGUGUGCAGCCAUCAAACUUAGCCGUUUUUAGAUUAUAUCUGCAUCACCAUAAGUAGCUCUGCAAGCAUAACAUAAUAAUUACCCUAGUUCCUUUGUAUCAUGGUAUUGGGUGCUUGUUUAAAUUCACCCUGCUCUGUUAAUAUUUUAUGACCAUUUUUUGAGGCCUUAGUAUUAUGAUGAACUUAUGAUGUGAGUAAUUACUAAGACAUGGCCAAAUAGUGACAAUAUACAUGCUCUGUUCAUGUAAUCAUUCAUGCAGUUCACGUUUCUCCAGUGGUGUCUGUUCGGAGCAAAUAAUCUCUGGCUUCACAGGGAUUUGAAAGCUUCUGAGGCUGAUGACAGGGGCUCUUAACUCACUUGGAUGACGAUGUACUUGAUAUUAGUCACAAAAAAGGCUCAGGUAAUUUCGCACUAAUAAGUUCAUUCUUAGCCAGAUAUUUUAGAAGUACACUCUGUACGUCAUAUUCUCAAAAUAUUUUGCAUGAAUUUUAUAUAUGAUACGAAUAAAAUUUAACUUAUGGUCCAA
Messenger RNA from Lineus longissimus, 5393 nucleotides. Its product is annotated as calpain-9-like. The transcript is spliced from 19 exons. Gene Ontology annotation, molecular function: calcium-dependent cysteine-type endopeptidase activity; calcium ion binding. The coding region runs from base 234 to 2627 and encodes 797 amino acids. Gene Ontology annotation, biological process: proteolysis. Gene Ontology annotation, cellular component: cytoplasm. NCBI's taxonomy places the organism in Eukaryota, Metazoa, Nemertea, Pilidiophora, Heteronemertea, Lineidae. The record is from RefSeq and is a predicted model, not a curated record.